AAAAUGAGCAUCAUGGAGGACAUCAGUCAAGAAAUCCAGUAUUGCUUUCCAAAUAACAAUUUGUCUUGUUUAAAAGAUAUUAAACCUGAAGUGGAGUAUGUCAUUUUGUUCACAUUCAUUUCUUUAGCAUCGGUUUUUACAGUGUUUCUGAACCUGCUGGUGAUCAUCUCCAUCUCUCACUUCAAGCAGCUCCACACUCCAACCAACCUGCUCAUUCUGUCUCUGGCUGUGGCAGACCUGAUCGUGGGACUGAUUGUUAUACCCUUAAUGGGCAUCAGAUUCAUAGAAUCAUGCUGGUACUUUGGAGAGACAUUUUGUUCUCUAUUUUCAUUUACAGUUUUUGUGGUUGUUUCAGCAUCUCUUGGUAAUUUAGUCUUUAUAUCUGUAGAUCGUUACAUUGCUGUGAGUGACCCUUUGAGAUACACAGUAAGAGUCACAAAUGAUAAAGUAAUUUUUUGUAUUAUAAUAAACUGGCUAUGUUCUAGUAUAUAUUCUGUCAUUAUCUUAUAUAAUACUAUGUUCUACCCAGAGACACAAGACAGGUGUUAUGGAGACUGUUCAGUUUCUUUCAAAUUUGAACAUGUUGUCACAGACCUCAUAGUCACGUUUGUUACCCCUUCUUCUGUAAUCAUGUCAGCAUAUGUGAAAAUAUUCUGUGUUGCAAAAUAUCAGGCCAAGGUUAUAAAUUCUGUCACAGGUGUCAGCAGAUCACAAAGAAAGGCAGCAAAAACUCUGGGGAUUGUGGUAAUGGUUUACUUUAUGUGUUGGAUACCUUACUAUAUUGUCAUCCUUUUUGAAGGAAAUGACACAAAAGAAUCAGUUGAAUUUAAUGUAACAUGCUGGAUUGUAUACAUGAAUUCUUGUAUGAAUCCACUUAUCUAUGCACUGUUUUACAAAUGGUUUAGAAAAUCUUCUAAACACAUUCUGACUCUAAAAAUAUUUAAACUCUCAUCAGAAUACUUCAGUCUUUUUCCAGAAGUUAAUUGA
This is a messenger RNA of Carassius gibelio (silver crucian carp), 987 nucleotides long. RefSeq names its product trace amine-associated receptor 8a-like. Lineage: Eukaryota; Metazoa; Chordata; Actinopteri; Cypriniformes; Cyprinidae. Gene Ontology annotation, molecular function: trace-amine receptor activity. Gene Ontology annotation, cellular component: membrane. The transcript has a single exon. Bases 4 to 987 code for a protein of 327 amino acids. The record is from RefSeq and is a predicted model, not a curated record. Gene Ontology annotation, biological process: G protein-coupled receptor signaling pathway.